This is a messenger RNA of Miscanthus lutarioriparius, 1002 nucleotides long. The record is from the annotation of a GenBank genome assembly. NCBI's taxonomy places the organism in Eukaryota, Viridiplantae, Streptophyta, Magnoliopsida, Poales, Poaceae.
AUGGCGUUGGGAGAUCCUAAUGAUAUGGAACAGGUCCGCGAGUGGAUAACAUAUGGACUUGGACUCCUUAGGAAGACAACAGGAAAACUGUUUCAGCACCAGCCGAACCAGCCAGCCAGAAUUCAGACCAGCCGAACUGGCCUAUGUACCACCUGUAAUGCAAAGGUGCACUCUGCAAAUACACUAGCUCAGAGAGACCAGCGAGUGCAUGUGCUGCCACUUCAAGCUGCUACUAUUCCAGCUGCCUCCGGUUUUGAUGAGGGAAAAGCUUUUGUUAUUACCCAUGGUAUCAAGGAGGAAGAAGAGGAAGUGGAUUCUUGGCUCCUGCUAACGGAGGAUUCUGAUUAUAGCAAUUGUACCAACUCCAUCGCCACUGCAAACAGCAAUAGCAACAAGAAAAUGGUUUUUGGUGAUGUAGAUCAAUAUUUUGAUUUUAGUGGAUAUAAUCCGUACUAUCACAGCAACAUCACCGGAAACCCAGAGGAGCAGUACAGAAUGCAAGAGCAACAGCAGAUACAUAGAAGGUAUCUAGAGAGGGAAUGGAGCGACUGUGUAGUACCUUCACAGCUCGCCAUGGUAUAUGAGCAGCAGCAGAGUGUUUAUGGAAUUGGAGGGGCAAAAAACGCGGCCUCUGUCACCAGCAGCAUAUCUCUUUCAUCAAUGGAGGUGGGUAUAGUACCAGACAAUACCAUAGCAGGUAUAUCAAACCUCAAUAUUCUGAGAACUGGUGGGGUGGACCUAUUACAAGUCCGCUCGUUUCAGAUGCCAGUGCAUUUGAGCCCCAGGGACAGAGCAGCCAGGAUCCUUAGGUACAAGGAGAAAAGGCAGGCAAGAAAGUUUGAUAAGACCAUAAGGUAUGCAACAAGAAAAGCAUAUGCUGAAGCACGGCCCCGGAUCAAGGGUCGCUUCGCCAAAAUAUCAGAUGUAGAGUUUAAAGUGGAUCAGAUGUCCUCGCCACCAGAUCUACCCAAUAGUAGCUAUGGUACCAUUCCAUGGUUCUGA